Asparagus officinalis (garden asparagus) is the source of this 2474-nucleotide messenger RNA. RefSeq names its product kinesin-like protein KIN-14N. The transcript has 16 exons. Gene Ontology annotation, molecular function: microtubule binding; ATP binding; microtubule motor activity. Bases 70 to 2175 code for a protein of 701 amino acids. Gene Ontology annotation, biological process: microtubule-based movement. NCBI's taxonomy places the organism in Eukaryota, Viridiplantae, Streptophyta, Magnoliopsida, Asparagales, Asparagaceae. The record is from RefSeq and is a predicted model, not a curated record.
GCGGGAUCUGAUGCGAAUGCGAUCGAGUUCAAUUCGAGAGAAGAUGUGGAGAGGGUUUUGAAUGAGAAAAUGAAGGGAAAGAAUAAAAAUGAUUAUAAGGGUAAGAGUGAGCAAAUGAGUGAAUAUAUCAAAAAGCUAAGGACUUGCAUUAGAUGGUUAAUUGAAAGGGAAGAUGGGAACUUGAUGGAGCAAGAGAAAAUACGGAGUAUGCUCGAAUCAGAAGAGAAAAGGCAUGCUGACAACGAGGCAAAAUUGAAGGGUGACAUAGAAGGAUUAAAGGCCAAAAUCGAAGAGCUCCAGGGACAGCAUGAAUCUAUGCAAGAGCUUUUCAGAAAGGAGGAAUUUGACAAGAAUGCGGCAAUUAAAUCUUAUGAGGAAGAAAAGGCUGUUAGGAUCGCUGCUGAGAAAACUAGGGACGCACUUUCUGAAGAGCUCGUCAAGGCUGGACAAGAGGCAAAGCAUCUGGAUGAUCAAAUUAAAGUACAUGAAGCAACCAACAAGCGGUUACAAGAGUACAACACUAGCUUGCAGCAAUACAAUUGUACCCUUCAGGCUGAAGUGGCAAAGAAUAGUGAAACAAUAUCAAAGCUGAAUGAGGAGAAGAACAGUAUGAUGGGUACCAUGACCAGUCUAAGAAACAACAUGACUUCGAUGAAGACUCAGUUGGAUAAUUAUAGGUCUCUUCAGCACGAGGCUGGAAAGCAAAAGGAAGACUUAAAGAGGGAAGUGGAUUCUCUUAGAAGUGACUUGCAGCUAAUAAGAGAUGACCGUGAUACUCAACUAGCCCAAGUACAAAGUUUAGUUGUUGAAAUAGCUAAUCUCAGAGAACUCACUGGUAAAUCUGCUACCGAGGUGGAGAAGACAAUGACAAAAGCCAAUGCGCUUGAGGAGACCUGCUCUUCUCAAAGGGAGAGAAUACAAGCACUGCUUCAAGAGCUUGCAAUUGCAAAGGAGAAAUUGAAGAUGGCUGAUUUGACAGCCACACAGACAAUGACAGAGUAUGAAGAGCAAAAGAGGACAACAAAAGAUUUAGAAAAUCGUCUUGCGGAUGCAGAAUAUCAAAUUGCAGAAGCAGAAAAGCUGCGUAAAGAAUUGCACAAUACUAUAUUGGAGCUAAAAGGAAAUAUUCGAGUUUUUUGCAGAGUUCGACCUGCUUUGUCCGACAGUGAUUCUAGCAGCUCAGAUGGUGUAGUUGUUUCGUAUCCCUUAUCCACUGAACUUCGUGGGCGUGGUAUUGACUUGAUGCACAAUGCAAAAACUAUUCCCUUUGCUUUUGAUAAAGUCUUCAAUCAUGAAGCUUCUCAAGAAGAUGUUUUUGUUGAAAUCUCACAGUUAGUUCAGAGCGCACUUGACGGUUAUAAGGUCUGUAUCUUUGCUUAUGGCCAAACAGGUUCGGGUAAAACAUACACUAUGAUGGGUAUGACCGACUCUCCUCAACAGAAGGGUCUAAUACCGAGGUCCUUGGAACAAAUUUUUCAAACAAGCCAAUCUAAAUUAUCACAGGGUUGGAAAUAUAAAAUGCAGGCAUCAAUGUUGGAAAUAUAUAAUGAAACAAUACGUGAUUUAUUAUCAUCUAAUCGCUCAGGAGGCCUUGAUGUCAAGCAUGAUACAAAUGGGAACACAUGUGUGCCUGGCCUUACUGUUGUUGAUGUCUGCAGCAUUAAUGAAGUUUCCUAUCUCUUACAACAGGCUGCACAAAGCAGAUCUGUUGGCAAAACCCAUAUGAAUGAAGAGUCAUCAAGAAGUCACUUCGUGUUCACUUUACGAAUUUCUGGAGUAAAUGAAAACACAGACCAACAAGUGCAAGGAAUACUAAACCUAAUUGAUCUUGCGGGAAGUGAGCGCCUUAGUAGAAGUGGUGCGACAGGCGACCGUCUCAAGGAAACUCAGGCAAUUAACAAAAGUUUGUCGUCUUUGAGGGACGUAAUCUUUGCCAUUGCAAAUAGAAAAGAGCAUGUUCCUUACCGAAAUUCCAAGUUAACUCACCUUCUUCAGUCAUGCCUCGGUGGGGAGUCCAAAACUUUGAUGUUUGUCAAUAUUUCCCCCGAAGCAUCAUCGUCUGGAGAGUCAUUUUGUUCUCUUCAGUUCGCUACUGGUGUUAAUUCAUGUGAGAUUGGUAUUGCUCGACGACAAACCCAAAUGCGUUCUUCAGAUUCACGACUGAGUUACGGCUAGUCUUCCCUCCAUGGACUCUUGGUAAUUUAGAAAGUUGAAUCGACUAAUAUUUCUUCCCUAUUACUUGUAUAGUGAGAACAUAAUUUUGUUGGAAACCAGCAUUGUUUGUAACUUGGUAGUGGGGAGUACUGUUUAUCAUAUUGUUUGUAACUUGAGAGAACCUAGGUGUUACCAGCUUCACAAGAGCGUGACCAGUGAUUGUUGUAUUUGUAACCUACAUCCUUAUUUCUUAGCAAUCAACCAUCCAUCUAUCUAUUAUAAUCCAGCAAGGCACAGUAUAAUGCCUGUCUUUUGUUUUA